AGUAACUUCUCUUCCUGGGAACGUGAAAGAAUAAAACAGAAAUGGGGGGAAAAGUAAGAAUACAAAAGACAAGAGAUCUGUGAGCAAUAGAUAGCAGUAUUUAUUUAUAGAAGAUAAAUCACAUUGAAAUAAAUCUGAUAAUUUUGAUUUUAUUUGCAAAAUUAGUGAAGAGAAUACCUCAAACAUAAUAUAGAUAUGGAGUCUGCACAAACCUUUGAUAUGCUGCACUGUAAAACAUUAAAUGAAAAACGAGCUAGUCUUGGCUUGAGUGUGAGUGCAGUUAUGUCGGUUAAGAAAAGCCCAAACACCCUUCUGAAAAAAAAAAAAAAAACAAACAAGAAACGAAACCAAACCCAAAUAAAAAAAUCCACUCCCAACCCCCACCCAAAACCAAACAAAAACAAACUAAAACCCCCAAUCAAACAACAAAAAGCCCAAAAAACACUCAAACAAAAAAAAAAAAAAACCCAGGAAAAAAACCCACUCAAAACCCCCAGAAGACGCAUCAUGAAAGCUGGGAAAUAAAACGGAAUGUUACGCAAAACUGGAUGACGGCAGGUUCACACCUGUCUUUAUUCUGAUGACUGCUGGUGAUGUGUAAAUUGGCAUGACUGGAAAAGAGAUGCAAGCCUUAAGGAGGGGGGGAGUAGCACUGCGAAGUUGAAUUUAGAAUGCACACAGCUAGCGUGGCAGCAGCGAAAUGGAGGAGUUUGGGCACCAAGUUUAUUUGUUGUCUAUUAAAAAAAAAUACGAUAACCAAGCAGCCAAAGGUUACGUAUAUGGCCAGGGCUACCCCGCUGGCAGGUGAGGGAUCCCUAAUGGCUCCACAGGCGGCACCAGGCACAGCGUAAACACACAGAGAGGGACGGAGCUCGGAGGCCUGCCAGGGCUCGGCGGCGGCGCGGCGGCCCCGCCCUGAGGCGGGGCGGGCGGAGGAAGUGGCCCGGGGAGGCCGGAAGCGGAGCUGAGGAGGGGCUGGCGGAGCGGGGCGCUGGCCGGUGAGCGGGGUCCUGGGGAGGCCCGGCAGGAGGCUGCGCGUCCAGGACGAUUUGCUGCUUGUCUACUUUUUGGAAGACUCAAUCUGUUUGCCAAGCAGGCUGACCCUUCUCUGUGGCUUUACUGUCUGAUGCCGGGUAGCAGAAACUAGUUGCAGCCUUCCAUACCGUUUGGAAUGUGUAGUUGAGCAUGAUGCUUCAAAAGAUGAACCUUAAGGCCUUUUCAGACACAGCACGCUGAACCCAACUGCUGCAGGAGAGAGAUAUCUGUGCCACCAUGUCUAGAAGAGGGAUUUAACUCUUGCAAAAAGAAGGAGUGUUAGCUCAGGAAGUGUCUGUCAUCCUGCAUUGGGUCUUCCCAGGUAACUUCAGAACACUGCCAAUGGAUGAACUGGUGCAUGACUUGGCCUCAGCUUUAGAGCAGACUUCAGAGCAAAACAAACUGGAUGGGCUAUGGGAAGAGAUGGCCCUGAGCCCACGGCAGCAGCGGCGUCAGCUUCGCAAGAGACGGGGUCGUAAAAGACGCUCAGACUUCACACAUCAGGCAGAACAUGCCUGCUGCUACAGUGAGGCCUCAGAGUCGAGCUUGGACGAAGCUGUCAAGGAUUGCCGUGAGGUGCUGACAGCUAAUUUCAGUGACUCUGAUGACAUGGCAGUGGUCAAACGACAUCCAGCUCUUAGUGCCACCCUGAGGAGCAAGCAACACUUGUGGCAUGAGUCAGACUCCUUUACAGAGAAUGCGCCCUGUCGACCUCUCAGGCGCCGAAGGAAAGUCAAACGUGUAACAUCAGAGGUGGCUGCCAGUCUCCAGCAAAAGCUCAGGGUGUCAGAGUGGAACUAUGAGAGGGGCUGCAGGUUCAAGUCAGCCAAGAAACAGCGUCUUUCACGCUGGAAAGAGAAUGCCCCUUGGACAUCAUCCAGUCAUGGCCUUUGUGAAUCAGGAGAGAACAGGCCCUUCCUCAGCAACGGGGGAAGGAAGGAGCGGAUGGAGUGUGAAGCUGAUGAUCAGAAGCAGGGCUCAGAUGAAAACAUGUCGGAAUGUGAAACCAGCAGUGUUUGCAGCAGCAGUGAUACAGGCCUGUUCACCAAUGAUGAAGGCCGCCAAGGAGAUGAUGAGCAAAGUGAUUGGUUUUAUGAAGGAGAAUGUGUUCCAGGAUUCACUGUCCCCAACCUUCUUCCCAAGUGGGGAGCUGAUCAUCGAUCUGAAGUGGAAAGGAUUGACUCAGGCCUGGACAAACUCUCUGUUUCCACCUUCCUUUUGCCCUCACGGCCAGCUCAGAGAGGAUUUCAUGCUCGUCUGAAUCGCCUUCCAGGAGCUGCUGCUCGCUGUCUCCGUAAAGGCCGGAGGAGGCUGGUUAGCAAGGAGACCUCCAUGAGCACUCUGGGAACCGAGAGGCUAGGUCAUAUUGUUAAUGAUCCGCGCCAGAAAGAUUUUUGGUUACCAUCCAUGGGGAAGAGAGAUCGUAACCAGGUAAGGUCACUCUGCUUUUCCUUUUUUUAUUUUCGUGGUUUCCUUCUCUCUAGAAAGAGUGCAGUGCUGGCUUCUGAUUUCCCACACGCUGUUGCCUGUGCACUUCAGUUCAAUCCAUUAUCUCCUCUGUACUCUCUGGAUGUGCUUGCUGAUGCUUCCCACCGAAGAUGCUCACCAGCACACUGCACUGCCAGGCAAGCAAAUGUUCAUCUGGGACCGCCAUGUUCAAGGGACAUCAAGAGGAAACGAAAGCCAGCUGCAGCCUCCAUGUCUAGCCCAACAUCAGCAACUUUGUCUGUCCACAUGGAUGCAGCAGAAUCAGAGCUACCAGCAACACCAUCCUUGAGAUCCCAGAACUCUGAGGGGACUGGGAAAACACCAGCAGCUGAGCAAUCUACUAUUGCUGCCUCCAGUAACUUUUUUAAAAUGCCACCAGAGAAGAGUCCUGGAUACAGCUAAAAGGAAGCAUUACAACUCUAAAAACUUGCUCGAUUUUGGAAGUGUUUGAUUCUGGUGUUUGUCUGCACCAAACACCUUGUUUGGCAAUAGUGGUAUCUUCAGUAUUGGUGCGUGAUGCAUGCCAUCAUCCAGGCUGGUCUGUGUGCCUCACACACCUAAAUUAUGUUUGUGAAUCUAUGCUUAAGAAAAGGUAAUCAUUGUUGGGACUGCAGUGGCUUUUAGAAAGUUUCCUGUUAUCACUGUAUUUAUUAUUAAUUCAUCUCUUUCUGUGAUUACAGCUCAUAUGUAAUGGGUCAUGUACAGGUUCUUUUGGGUUUUCAGAUCUUUAUUCACCCCUGGACAUGUUGCUUGUUUGUGUAUUUGGCAUUUUCAGGGUGAAAGUCCUGCUGCCAUUCAAGGAGGCAGGAGUCUCCCUCUACUUGCUGCCAGGCCACAGGGAUUUAUUGGGUGGGGAAUGAGGAGGGAAUGCCAACACAUUGAAACAGAGAAUCGGAAUCCUGUAUUAGCAGAAUGUUUGCUGGCCACGUGGUAAUGGACUCAAAUCAUGUUGCUUCUGGCAAAGCAAAUAUGGUGCUUGUCUAUGUAGAAAUUGCCAUUAGCUCACUAGCAGCAUUGUCCAUUAGACCUUUUCCUUCUCCCUUGUUCUGAAUGUCUUCAGUCUUUAUUGUGUAUUGCAUGUUCAUUCCUAAACCUCCUACUGGAUAAGGAUUUGGGAGAGCUACUUGGACGUAAAUAUGCAAGCUGGUGUCCUGGGUAGAAACCCGGACCCUUGAAUGUUGUUGCAGUAUGGUAGAAGAGUAUACAAAACAUCCAUAUCUCAGUGUAUAAAUUAAAAAAAAUGUCUGUUAAUGUUUUUAAAGGAUGCUUGUUGACGUUAACAUGCCAUUGAACAAAAAAGCCGUUUAAAGUGUCACCUGAGUUCAGAGCAUUAUGGAUAUAGAUCAGACUCCUUCGAUAUCAUGCUUUCUUUCCCUUCAAAAGUAUUGUCUCCUAUACCUACUGGAGGUGUCUCCACGUGCUGAUGAUUGCACAUUACACUGCAGUGUACACUAAAGAGAUUCUCUUCAUACAACUUCCAGUUGGUCUGCUGUUACCUUCUGUGUGUUGCAGAAUAUAUGGACAGGGAUUUCUUCCCUCUCUUUAAUAAUGGCGGAGCUCAUCUUGGACUGUGUUUUCAGAAUAUGUACCUCACAGGGAACAGGUGGCCUCAGCUUCUUAAGUCCUUUACAAAUAGGAUCUAUUUGUAUGAAUAGAACUUUUUGCUUUCCUUGCGUGGAGCUUUCAGACAGGAGUGUUUAAACUUGUAAAAUCUAUUUUGAUUGUGGCAGUGCAUCUAGCACUCUUAAACACAUAGCAAAAUUGGUGUGAUUUUGGUGAUUAUGCAGUGUUCUACUCUCUUAUGAAUCAUAUGACUGAGGGACAGAUUUGAGUGGGGGAAUAUGAAUCAGUGAUUUAUAUUAACUGUGUAUUAAAAUGGGAAAUGGUCAUAAUAUACACAAAACAGAAACUGAAUGACUUGCUAAAUCAUGAUUGACAAAUAUAGUUAGUUAUACUACAUGCACACUGUGUCUUAUCCCCUAAUACCUACUUAUUCUUGGGGAGACAUCCAAAUUGGAUUUAUAUUUCGCAGCAUAAGCAAACUGUCGGAUUGGUCUAUAAAUCCUUCUCAAAACUAUUUCUUUUUAUUUUUUUAUUUGGGUGGCAUAUUUUAGAAGUAAUAAGAACAGGAAAUUCCUUUUUACCUUAAUGAAGGAAUAUGGAAGUCCAUUUGGAAUACAGGACAAGAUGUAACAGUUUGUGAAGGAAGAAGUACUCCUAUUUUAAAGUUUUAUUUGUCUUAUUUGUAGCUAUUUUUAGCAAUGGUGCCUAAGGGGUAACACAGGAAGUUUCAGCACUGGAGGGCCUGUAAUCUAAAACGUAUGAAGAGAAGGUAAACCUGAAGAGUAGUAGCUUGACUACCCAGUACUCAUUAAUACAGUGAAUGGGAAAGGUGGCCACGUUCUCCUGAUAACUUGCAGAUAAAAUUUAGGAUUUGAAGCCUUGUAAUCUAAACUGCAUGCUGCUCCAGUGAUGGGGAGUGGUUCCCUAAAAGAGCAUUUGUGAAACUGAGUGGUUUUGGUCUCAUGGAGUGUCCUCCACAACCUCUCUUAGUUUGAGUCUAUUCAACAGAGUUACUCAGAUGACUGAUAAUUCAGCUAAAAUUUUAUAUUUUAGCCAUUGUAUUCUCUUUUUAAAAUCAAUUGUGAUGUAUCUUGCUAUACUCUGAGUAUUGUCCACAGUAGUUUUUUCCUCUUCUGUGAUGGCAGGGUGCAUUAAAACCUUUCUCAAGAAGGGUGUUAGGGAAUCAAGACCCAUCUCAUUGUAGUGGUGGAGGGGUUGCAGUGCUUCAUGUGAUUUUUCUCUGGGGGCAGGGAAAGAGAAUUGAUCAGAUUAUCCUAUUGAGGUCAGUAGCAGUGUUACCUGGUUAAGCUCUUACUUAGGCUGUAAGCUCCUAGGAGGUAUUUCUUGCUUUUAAAGGCUGAUUGUACCUGUGGCAGUACUGAAGAGCAAUUGUGGCAGCUCUUGUCUUGACAAGCCAUGCUUCCUGCCAGGGCAGCUUUCUGGAAGUUCCAGGAGACUCCAAUUAUUGUAGCUGCCCUGUCUUUCCUAUUUCUAGGUUAGAAUUAAUUUAUAAGUCAGUCAGAUUCUCAACCAAAUUUGAUUCUCCUGAGUGGUAGGCAGGUGGAUCAUGUGUCUUGUUACUCUGGGGUAUUUAUCAAAAUAUAUCUUCAGACUUCAGUAACUUGAUGCUUAAUAUCCACAGCAUUCUUAGAUUAAUAAAAUAAGUCCAUUUUUUGCCUCUUUUUUCAUCUAUGGCAGAUUUCUUAGAACUCACUCUGCUCACACUGUACUCAGUGUGAAGGAUACAGCUUCCCUUAUAAAUUACUUGAGUAGAAAGGAGUAAUAGCAUAGCUUGAUUUGGUAGCUGUGCUUCUGCAAAGGUGGUCCAGUAUGUGGUUAUUGCUUCAAAGAUACACAAUUCAUUCAUUUUUCACUUUUUGUCCAGCAGGACUCCCCAGUCUUUUUUCAGUUUUGUCUUCUCUCCAUUUGUGUCCUUGUCUGUAUGGGAGACUUCAGCUUUGCAGACGGGACCUGGGAAUACCAUACUGCUGUAACAAGCAAGUCUGGGAAAUUCCUGAAGUAUAUUGAAGAUAACUUGUAGUCACAAGUACAAGUGAGCCAACUGGGAAAGAUUCCCUCCUAAACCUGUUAUUUAUUAAUAAAGGAGGACUUUUGAGAGAUAUGAUGGUAGGUGCCUGCCUUUGACACAGGAUCAUGAAAUGGAUAAUAUUAAAAUUUUUGAUGGUCAGCAAAGUUGCUACCCUGAAUUUCAACAGAGCUAAUUUUAGGUGACUCAGUGGGCUCGUUACUAGCAUACUGUUCCUUGAGUGCUGGUCAGUUUUUAGGAAUCAGCUUUUAAAAGCACAUGAGCAGGUGAUCUCUCUGCGUUGAAAGUCAAACAAGCCAUGCAGAAGACUAGCUUAACUGAACAAGGAACUCCUCUUGAAUCUCAGGAAGAGAAAGAGAUUGUGUGAUCUCUGGAGGCGAAGUCAAGCUUCACAGAAAAAUUAGAGCUGUAGUUCACAUAUGCAGGGAGAAAAUAUGAAAGAUCAAAACCUAAUUAGAGUUGAAACUGGCCAGUGUUGUGUCAGACAAGCAAGGCUUUUUGACGUACGUAAAUAGCAAGAGGAGGUCUAAGGAAAACAUUGGACUGAUAUUUGUUGUAGAUGAUCACCUGACAAAUUGGAGUGAAGAAAAAGUAGGGGCAUUCAGUACUUUUUUUUGCCCUAGUCUCUUGUAAUAUAGACCUUGGGUUCCCUUGUCUUCUGAUUUGGAGGACUGUUACUGUGGAAAUAGUGGCUUUCUAUUUGUGUCCAUGGAGAUUGUAAGGGACCAGUUGAAUAUUUCUAAGGCUGUGAGGCCAGGUGGGAUUAAUCCCAGAGUACUGAAGGAGCUAGUGGUUGUUGUAGCAUGACUUCUCUCAACCUCUACCACAGGUUUUGGGAGUCUGGGAAAGGUCCAUGCUUACUAGAAGCUAUUCAACAUUAUACUAGUUUACAAGAAGCACAUGUAGCAAGACCCAAGAAACACAGACCUGCUAGUCUAGCCCUAGCAACUGGAAAAAUUAUAGAGGAGAUCAUACUGGGUGUUACUGAAGGCAUUUAAAGUCCUUUGAAUCUUAGAAUAUCCUGAGUUAGAAGGGAUCCACAGGAAUCAUAAAGUCCAACAAAAAAGGUCUAGUGGGUGAUGUGGUGGUUGGCGGCUGCCUUAGGUAUAGUGACCAUGAAAUGUUAGAGUUUUCAAUACUGGCUGAAGUAAGGAAGGGCACCACCAGAACUUCUACCACGGGCUUCCAGUGGGCAGACUUUGACCUGUUCAGGAGAUUGACAGAAUCCCUUGGGAGUCAGUCCCAAAGGACAAAAGAAUUUAGGAAGGCUGGAUAUACUUUAAAAAGGAAUUCUUAAAUAUUUUCAACAGCAGCACCAUCUUCUCAGUCUUCCUUUGGAUGCUCUCUAAUAGCUUUACAUCCUUCCUAUAUUGUGACACCCCAAACCACACAUGGGACUCGAGGUGAGAUUGCACCAGUGCAGGGCAGAGCGGGACAAUCCCCUCCCUAGAGGGGAUCAUGAUGUAAUUUUAAAACUGCAAAUAAUAAACAGCAAGUUGGUGAAAGCUGGAAGGCAUCAUGUGGGAAUUGGUGAAGGAAUUUGGUUUUGUCUGGUUUGGAGAAAAGAGGCUCCCUACAGUUUCCUGAGGUGGGGAAAAUGGAGAGAGAGGCACUGGUCUCUUCUCCCUGGUAUCUAGUCAUGGGGCACAUGGGAAUGGUUAAGAACUGUGCCAAGGGAGAUUCAGACUUGGCAUUAGGAAACGCUUCUAUACAGAGAGGGUGGACAAACACUGGGCCAGGCUUCCAAGAGAGAUGGUUGAUGCCAUAAGCCUGUUGAGGUUUAAGAGAUAUUUGGACGAUGCCCUUACUUUAAUUUUUGUUCAGUCCUGAAAUGAUCAGUCAGUUGCUAGUUAUUAAACUAGUUAUUAAUUUUAGGUCCCUUCCAAUUGAACUAUUCUAUUUUAAUCAUAACUUAGUGAUGUUUUUCUCUUUCCAUUCCUACAGUCUAUCCAAGUCCCUCUUUGUAGUAUCCCCACCCUCCAGCAUAUCGGUGGCUCCCUUCCUCAACAUGUCAUUAUUUCUGAUCUUGUUUAGAGUAUGUUCUGUCUUUUUCCCCCAGGUCACUAAUGAUGUCUGAACACUCAAUCCUAGUAUUGUCUUCUAAGGCAUGCUUUUUGUAGAUGGCCAUCAUACGGAUUUCAAACCACUGAUUGCUUAAGCUCUCCAGCUUCUCUGUGAUCUUUCUUAACGGAUGGUAUCCAGUCCAUUCCUUCCCCAUCUGGCCAGAAGGGUGCUUAUGAGAGACUGCAUCAAGAGGCUUACUGAAGUCAAAGGAGACAUCUUUCACUGUCCUCUAUGCAUCCUCAGAGCCUAUCGUUCCAUCAUAGAAGACAGGUUCUAAAGCUUGAUUUUCCAUUAUUUAAUCUGUCUGUCCAUUUCUAGUCACCUCUUUGUCCUUUGGGUGCCUGGAAAUGGCUUCCAAAACUUCCUUCAUAAAGCUACAGGGGACUGAGGUAGGGCUGACUAGCCUAUCACUCCACCAAUACUCCUUCCUGUCUUUUUAGAAAGGUGAUGUAUAUAUACACAUACCUCUUCUUGUCUCUGGGGACCUCAUGCAAUUUCAGCAGUUUUUCAUAGAUGACAGUGACCAAUCUCAAAAUAAUAUAUUUCUGUGUAUAGGGAGAAGAUGGACAUUCUGUGAAAGAGAAAUCAAGAGCUGAGAGAAGCACAUUUUCUAGUUGUUCUUUGCACAUUUACAGUAGUUCCAGUGAACUCUAGUCAGGCUUAAUGCCCAGUUUGGUAGGUACUGGAGAAGUCUGAAUUAAAAGAAUGUAGUUCUGUCCUGAUGGAUUUAUGAUUUUAAGGUACAGUAGCAAGUGAAGAAAGCAGCAAAACAGGAGCUGGAGAGAAGCUUGUUAGAGGCUGGGACUCGUGCUACUGAAUGAUAGAUUAGCUUUGUGAUUGUGCUGUGCAGAGGUGUGUCUUGCCAGCGUCAUUCUUGAAUAAUGACAUUGAGUAGGUUAGUGCUGUCCUUCAAACUGUAGAUGCUCUUGCUGUUAUUUUGUGGAUGUUGCAGAGACCUGCUUAGUGGGCAGAGGAUGAGAAGGGAAAUUGUAAGAAAGGCAGCAAGAAGCAUGAUGGAGUGCCUCUUUUAUUGUAACUCCUUCUGUACUGAAGAAGGAAUGUGCCACAAAAAACAGUAUGUGUGCCUAGAUAUUGAAAAGAAUUUAUGUCAUAUGGAUAAGAACUUUGCUUUGUUGUCUUGAGGAACAGUUUGUAACCAGAGAACUUUUCAGUAAAGCAAAAGUGAAGGAUACUACAUUUAUUCAGAAUAUUAUUUUAAUAGUCUCUUAGGAGAGUAUCAAAGGAAGAUGAGCUUCUCAUUGUGAUACUUCAUUUCUGUGCCUUUGUUUCCUGUAUUCUUUUCCAGUUUGUGUUUUGUGACUGCAACAUCCUUUUGUACCAUCAAAUGCAGGAAAUAUACUUUACAGGCAUGCUUUUUGAGGUGUAAAGCAUAAGCAUGUGUGUCUGGGCCUCAGUCGCAUGACACCUCAUACAGAUUUACAUUGUAGAGACAGAAGGAACUUUGAACAUCCUUCUCAACUUUCAUGUGGCUAGAAUGCCUUCCGAACUGCCAACAUGGCUGUCUGUGAGUCUGACGAGUUGAAAAGAUGUGGUCACUGGCAUACUGUAUAAAGAGAAUUCUUGUACUGCCUUAAAAAAUUGGUAAAACUGGAAAAUAGACUGGUGCAGCCUGUUAUAUCAGAGAAAGAUGCAAAAUAUAUAUACUUGCAGACAAUUAUCAGGAAAAGUAUUGCUGAGACCUGUUUAUUAUGAGCUAGAGUAUUCAGUGUGCUAAAGCAGAGAUGCCAGUACUACAAGGUUGAUCAGUGUUGUGCAAAACUGCCCUCUGGUCUUUGUAACCUCUGAAGGAAAUGGGAUGAACAGCAUGAGAAAGGCUGUACUGUGCCAGACCAAAAGUCUGCUUGUCUUGCUAGUCUGUCUCUCACAGUGACCUGGUUUGGAUACCUGGGGGGUACUAUAAAGAUGAAGCAGUAAUAUAGUGAUACUUUUUUAAAGUGUUCUCUUAGCCCAGUGUCCUGCCUCAAAAAGAUGUACAAACUUUCAAGGCUGGAGAAAACAUUUUUGAAUUUUUGGUUAUAGUAUUUAUCUUACAGUUGGAUUUAAAUAUAUUUUUGCAAGGAUACAUCCUAAUGAUGAAAACAUCAAGUAAGGAUUAGCACAUCUUUGUUUGUAAUGAGUUUUGUUAUGAAUUACCCUCUUUAUAAGUAAAUAACCUCUUCUCCUGGAAUUUUUUUUUCCUAAUAGCAUCAUCCUGACAUUGAUUCUUACAAUGCUUUUUUUUCCCAGCAAGGUUGAAAAGUCUUAUUCUUUCUUUACAAUGAGGCUUUUUUGACAUGCAUUUGUAUGCCCAGUCAACAAGUCCUAUGUAAUCCACUAACCCAUAUAAAUAAUUUUUCAUAAGCUUCA
Molecule: messenger RNA, 10564 nt
Organism: Cinclus cinclus
Lineage: Eukaryota; Metazoa; Chordata; Aves; Passeriformes; Cinclidae
Gene: GPATCH2L
Product: G-patch domain containing 2 like
Exons: 11
Coding region: 1378-2925 (515 amino acids)
Source: RefSeq, a predicted model, not a curated record